UAGAAUACCGUUAAUAUCCUAUACAAAAGCUUAUCAUAGGAAGCAAAUUAUAUAUCUAGGAAAAAAGUAGUUUGGCCAAACCUAAUCACAGAAAAUACCUUUUCACCUUCAUGAAUAUUCAAAUAUGCGUACACGUAUAAAGAAAACUAUUUUCCUUAAUUCUGAUAAAUUCUUUUGUAUUUUACAAACAUAUUUUUAAGUCACUACUUUCUGUAAAGUUUGUGUUCUGCAUUAAAAUCCCUUAUUCGAAAAUAUCAAAGUGUUUUAAUAUAUUUGAAAAGUAUUAAUAAUUAUGUCCAGAAAUACACAAUUUAUUUUAGUCCUAUUAUUAAUAGUUAUAGUAGGAAGUGUAGUUUUACCAGAUAAAUCAACAAACUCUAAAAGCAAUAGGCAUCACAAUGGACGAAAAUCUCCACAUUAUAAACAACAAUCUCCAAAUUGCGAUUUGGUGUGUCCUGGACAGCCGCCGCUGCCGCUGCCGCCAAAUUUCUUACACAAUUGUACUCCGAUACAUAACACAACUACACAGCGGCCUGCUACACCCUUUAAUGUUACCAGUCCAAAACCAUACAAUACUACAACAAACACUACAGAGGAAUCGUCUGAAGAAGAAGAAGAUACAGAUACAACAACUAAAGUAAAUCCAGCAAAUGUUACCCAGAGUCGUAAUGCACAUCAACAGCAUCACAGACAGAAUAAAAAUCACAAGCAACAUCAAAUCAAAAAGCAUAUAAGAAAAGAGAAAGUUUUGCUAAAUAGGAAGGCAAAAUCAAAAUUAUUAAAACAUAAACAUAUGCAGAAAAGAACUCGGCUGGAUGGUUGUUAUGUGAUCUGUCCAGAAGGUAAUGAGAAACCAGUAAACCCUGGAACAGGUCCAUCGUUGCCGAAUAAUCCGCCACCAGAAGAACCCGACUCUGAAGAAGAUUCCGAUGACGAGAAUUAUGUUCAAGGCGAAGAUACGCCGAUUGAAAUCAUCUACGUACCUCAAAGAAAAGAAAAUAACAUCAGACCAGUGGAUAUCUAUCAAACUAAUAAUUACGUCAAUGAAAUGUGGGAACCCCCACUUGCAAUUCCCUAUGGUUCCGAUCCUGUAUUUCUGGAGGAUAAAAAAAAGAAAAUGAAACGAAAAAAACAUGGUGACAAAAAACAUGAAGAAAAGAAAAACAUAUAAUUGCAUAGAUAGUAAUAGGUUUGCAUAGUGUGUAUAGCAAAAGAAUUUCUGACUUAUAAUCUAUCGCCAGAC
Sitophilus oryzae (rice weevil) is the source of this 1243-nucleotide messenger RNA. RefSeq lists its product as uncharacterized. Lineage: Eukaryota; Metazoa; Arthropoda; Insecta; Coleoptera; Curculionidae. The transcript has 5 exons. Bases 293 to 1171 code for a protein of 292 amino acids. The record is from RefSeq and is a predicted model, not a curated record.